GCUAGGAGGCGGGAGAGCCAGUUCGUGGACAGCCAGGACGCCAUGAAUAUCUUGCCUAAGAAGAGCUGGCACGUCCGGAACAAGGACAAUGUCGCCCGCGUGCGGCGUGACGAGGCCCAAGCCCGGGAGGAGGAGAAAGAGCGUGAGCGGAGGGUGCUGCUCGCGCAGCAAGAGGCCCGCACAGAAUUCUUGCGAAAGAAAGCCAGGCAUCAGAACUCAGUGCCUGAGCUUGAAGCCACAGAGGCGGGAACCCCAAGUUCUGGCCCUGUGGACCUGUUUCGGGAGCUGCUGGAGGAAGGAAAAGGGGUGACCAGAGGCAAUAAAGAGUAUGAGGAAGAAAAGCGGCAAGAGAAAGAGCGGCGAGAGAAAGCUCUGGGCAUCCUGACAUACCUGGGCCAGAGUGCAGCAGAGGCCCAGACUCAGCCCCCCUGGUACCAGCUACCCCCAGGGCGAGGGGCACCCCCACCUGGCCCAGGCCCAGACCAGAAGAUUAAGAGCCGCCUGGACCCUCUGAGGGAGAUGCAGAAGCAUCUGGGGAAGAGAAGGCACAGCAGCAACGAGGGAAGUCAUGGCAGAAAGGAAAAGGAGGGGCCUGAGAAGCAGCGGCCCAAGGACAGGCCCCCAUCCCUGGACCAGCUUCGAGCUGAACGUCUUUGGAGAGAAGCAGCUGAGAGGGCGAGGGCGGAGGCCCUGCUGGCCCAGGUCCAGGGUCGGGCACCACCAGAGUGUCCGCCAGAAGAGGAGGAGACAGACGACAGACGGCGGCGGUACAACUCCCAGUUCAACCCUCAGCUGGCCCGGCGCCCACGCCGGCAGGACCCCACCUUGCUCCCUGACUCCUGAGGGGGUGCAGGAGAGGCCGCUGCUGCCAGCCGUCGUAUAAAACUAUUUAUUCAUAAAUAUUUUCCAAAAUGAAAA
Molecule: messenger RNA, 918 nt
Organism: Carlito syrichta (Philippine tarsier)
Lineage: Eukaryota; Metazoa; Chordata; Mammalia; Primates; Tarsiidae
Gene: LENG1
Product: leukocyte receptor cluster member 1
Exons: 4
Coding region: 43-843 (266 amino acids)
Source: RefSeq, a predicted model, not a curated record